AUGCUUCCGCUCUCUAAAGAUGCUCAUGAAUUACGAUAUCCAGUGUACCUUCAACGGCGCACAGACGAACUCAAUAACGACUGGACCACGACUGGGGUAGUCGCUUCUAGCCCAAGCCUACCUACUUCCACGCCGACUUCGCUUUCUAUACCUCCUGCGAUACCCACAAAUACACCACCUAUCCCGACUGAUCCUCAGGAUAUAUCAAUUUCUACUCUUGACGCGACACCCACACCAUCUGACGCUACCAGAGCAUCGUCUGCCGAUGGUUCUCUGGUGUUCACAACAAUCUUCCCUAUAUCCACCAUUACACAAGAGUUCACUACGUUUACAUCCUUUUCCGAAUCUUUGGUAACCCGGAGUACAAGUAUAUCCUCAAGUUCAACUACAUUAUCCUCAACGACUUCAAUGGUUUCCGCCGCGUUCAGCACCUCUUCUCCAAUAUUGUCAAGGUCUGGUGAACUUUGCCCAGGCGAUGGCUUGGACUCUACCGCUGCGGGGAUUUUAUCUGUAGUCAUUGUUCCGAGUGCAAUCGGUUUCAUACUAUGGCUCACAUUUGCGAUUCUGCGACCCCGUUUCCGACAAGUAUACGGCCUACGAGAAUGGUUUGUACAGCAGGAUCUUCGACCAAAGCCCUUGGGUUCUUCAUUUUUUGCGUUUCUUUUUCCAAAGGUCCCUCUAGUCCCUUCACUACCUUCAGACGUAUCAGAUGCAGGCCGUUCUCCAAACCAAGACGCCAAAUUAUUCCCAUCAGAUGAACAACUCAGCCAACGCGCGUUAUGGGUUGCCUUACUUAUUACGCUUGGAUGGUCCUUCCUAGCUCUUGCUGGUGCUCUCCCUCUAUAUCUUAUCAACACACCUUGUAAUGGCAAUCUUCCUCCUGCCUCCGUUUUUGGAGGCGGUUACUCAACGCUCACGGACCUCAGCCUAAUCCGCCUUGUGAGACUCUUUGAAGAUGCAGGUAUCACAGUCACCGGGUCUUCCUCGAUUAAAAGGAGGGAAACUCUGUCCGACUCUGAUCCUUUCCAUGCUCAUGUUCGAGUGAUUGUGCUGACCGUUAUGACCAUCGUGCUGGGGAUCCUUCCGCCUCUAUACAAAAUCAUCAAGGAGUUCAACAGAGUCGUAGACUAUAGACAACGGUGGUUGGCGGUAAAAUGCGAGGGAAAAGAUAUGGGAUGGUUGAGCGCGAAGAAAGCGCCUGGUUACGCUAUGUGGGGUGAAAAGCAGCUGAAGGAUCAUCUGGUGAAAAUUGGCUUGAGUUCGUCGUUGGGUGAUGCUGGAAAACGAAACCAUACUUCCAAGAGCGCAGGUGUCCGUCCUAGAAAUGGCGAAAGAAGAACUAGAAAUAGAGAAGAAGAACAGCCACUGAAUCGGAACGAAGAUAUGACUGGUGCAGAAGUUGACAUUCAGAGCCUAUUUUCUAUAGGAGAUACCCACAAACUAGCACUACUCAUAGAUGAACGAGACGAAAUUUUGGAAAACCUUGAGAUAUCAGAAACGAAGUAUAUAAGCUCUUUCCGAGUGACUACUCCAGACCCUUCCAUCAUAGAUUUUGUUCCUCCUCCUCCUCCUGCAGAUCCAUCACGCCCAUAUAUCAGCCGACCUCUUCCACUUGCACCUCAGCAACGAAGGUCUCGUUCACGAAGACAUAUGAAUCGCGCCUUUGCAGCCUCUUCGCUAGCCCCUACUUCGUUUGUCGCACCAUCAUCCUAUUACAAACUUAGAGGAGUUUCGGGUGUCAGCGGGGGAAGGUUUGCAGAAGUUGGUGUUGAUCGACACCAGAGCCUGUCAGAGUCAAUAAACUCGCGCGUUAUUGGCAGUAGAUUUAUGGAAGUGAAUCGGAACUCUGUCGCCUAUGGCCGGUUACCCUUAGGUACCAGCGUAGCGAUAGAAAAAACAGGCGAAUUGGGACCAGUGGACGGACAUGGAAGUUGGCUUCCACAUAUACCGGAUCCCAGAUUAUUCGGGCCCAAUUAUGGAAUCACUCCGUAUGAAGAUAUGGAAGUAGACGAACAUGGAGUUGUCCGUACUAUUCACGAACAGGACGAGGAAUGGGUGGAUAUAUCUCAAGAUGGCCCAGAAAUGAUCGGAGACGAUCAUAAUGGCUUCCCGCCAGAGCAAGCAGGGCCCUCAUCCUUCUUACGUCGACCUCGCACCCCGAAAUCGGAUCCUCCUCCUUCUACACGACGAGAAACAUUUCCUCGUCGUCAAACACAAGUGGUUGAUCCUGAAUCUGUUCCACCUCCACACCUUCGGCUUCAACCUUCCCAGCCCUUUGUGCGACCCCUCGACGGCCUAGGCUUCGAGGAACUCGGAAAUGUCUAUGCUGAAAUAACUCAAUGGCGCUCACGGCUGAAGAUUAUCAACGCUGAAAUUGCUGACGCUCAGAGGGACAGUUAUAACGAUAUCGCGUCUGGCACGGGUAUAAAUGGAUGGUUGAUGAUUGGGAAAGGUCUUCGUUUUAUUCCAGGCAUUCAGAUGAUCGAAGGCAGGGCGAAAGAAGACAUCAGAUGGGACGUACUUCAGAACGAGAGGACCAGUCUCGAUUUAAUUGCUAUGUGGUCUGUUAUCAUCGUUGUGGCGGUUAUGUUAGGAGCUGCUUUGACUGCAGCUGUUGGCUUAACUCUUGCACCAGCACCUGAUGUUGCACAUUUCAUUCCAUUUCUACAGCCCCUCAUUUCGGCGAAUACUAUUGCUGCAGGGGUUGCCACUAUUCUGGCACCAGCAGUGGCUGUGACUAUCUUCAUUGUUUUGGGGGUGGCCAAAAUCCAUGGUUCUGUUUCUAUCUCAGGAAACCAACUUCUCGUCUUCAAAAUUUCAUUUUUCAUUUUAGCUGCUAUUGGCGCAGUCUGGUUGAUCGCGAUUGGUGCGAUCCUUUUCUCCAUGCAGGCCUUCAGCACAGAUGUAAACACCACGAAAACCAUCGCUACUGGUGCAAUAUAUAUGAGCGUGCUUGCUCUUGCCAUCGUUAUCAAUAUCGCCAUCAUCUUCCCUGCACUCCUCAUGUUGCAGCCCAUCCGCCUUUGGCGUGUUCUCCGCGCCGAGAAGCAGGCAUUGACUCCACGGCAAAGAUUCCGGGCUGUUUAUCCGAGAACCUAUGACCCUUCGUAUGCCAUCGGAGCAUGCGUCCUGGCGAUUGUUUUUGCUUCCACCUUUGCUCUUAUUUUCCCUCUCAUUGCGCCUGCUGUAGUCAUAUUGGUUUUCCUUACACUGAUUGCUCAUCGAUAUCUUGUUGGAUAUGUAUAUGCUCGUACCCAUUCCCAGACAGGCGGCCUGUUACAAAUAUGGCUCUUGAAAAGAUUCGGAACAUUACUAUCAUUUCAACCCAUUCUUCUUGGGCUUAUUGUCUUGUCUUUGCGUUUUUGGGCCGAAGGCGGCAUUCUCGUUGGAACAGGGGUCUUCGUGAUUAUUUUUGUCGAAGCAUACACCAGCUGGAAAACACGGUUGCCGGGACGUAAAUCUUUGAGUCCAAUCACCAUAAACUCAUUGGAUACGUUUGCAAGUGGAGCUGAUAGAUAUCUCAACUUCGAGACGGAUACAGCCAAUGGAAGUAGUAUUCCUGGAACGCGAACCCGUGGUUCUAUGGCCUCUGUGCUCGAAAUGAUGAGUGUGACUUUGGCUGUGAUGCCUUCAGCCUCUUCCUAUAAAGGUGCUCUACCCCUUCAAACCGAAACCUUGGAUGACCUAACGGCCACGGAGAGGGCAGCGCGUACACAUCCUGACGCCCCACCCCAUUUGCCGCCAUUGCCUUUCACUGAUCACGCUGAAGAUAUGGCUGGGAUCAUGUACGCACCAGAGUUGAUAGCUCCACCUCCUAUUAUCUGGUUGCCGAAUGAUUCAGCAGGUGUAGCUCGGUCGGAGGCUGUCGAUUUGCAGAAAUAUCAUGAUCUGCAAGUCACUCUGGACGUGCGGGCCAAGGAAGACGUAAUGACAAGAAGGUCUUCGUCGACGCGUCGAAACUCUAGAUAA
Psilocybe cubensis is the source of this 3969-nucleotide messenger RNA. RefSeq lists its product as uncharacterized. Lineage: Eukaryota; Fungi; Basidiomycota; Agaricomycetes; Agaricales; Agrocybaceae. Bases 1 to 3969 code for a protein of 1322 amino acids. The record is from RefSeq and is a predicted model, not a curated record. The transcript has 9 exons. Gene Ontology annotation, molecular function: calcium-activated cation channel activity. Gene Ontology annotation, cellular component: plasma membrane.